This is a messenger RNA of Papilio machaon (common yellow swallowtail), 719 nucleotides long. RefSeq lists its product as uncharacterized. The transcript has 2 exons. The coding region runs from base 130 to 570 and encodes 146 amino acids. NCBI's taxonomy places the organism in Eukaryota, Metazoa, Arthropoda, Insecta, Lepidoptera, Papilionidae. The record is from RefSeq and is a predicted model, not a curated record.
AUGACAAUCGUGACAUCUGACAUUUGCAGAUUGCAGAACAAGUGAGUAAAGUUGUAGAAUUAAAGACCUGAAUUUUUAUUUUAGAGUACUUAAUUCAGUUGCAUUUGGACUCCUAAAUAGAUUUUCAAAAUGAAUACACUAAUGAGAAAGAGUUUCCGGCCAUUUUUAAAUAGCACAAUCCGAGCAUCAUGUCGAACAUUUGCCGAUGUUAAUAUGAACGAGAAAAUAGACAAAAUAGUAAAGGAUAAUAAGGUCGUAGUAUUUAUGAAAGGCGUACCUGAUGCGCCGCGGUGUGGGUUUAGCAACGCUGUUGUUCAAAUUAUGAGGAUGCAUGCUGUUCCUUACGUCAGUCAUGAUGUCCUCUCAGACGAAAAUUUAAGACAAGGUAUUAAAGAAUACUCAAAUUGGCCAACAAUACCACAGGUGUUUAUUAAUGGAGAGUUUGUUGGGGGUUGUGAUAUCAUGCUGCAAAUGCAUCAGUCGGGUGAAUUAGUGGAGGAACUGAAAAAAGUUGGUAUAAUAAGUGCUCUAUUGACAGCUGAACAAUCCAAGAAAGAAGAAAAGAAGUAGAAAUUGAGAGGUAGAUCUAACAAGUUGAGUAAAUUAUGUAUUUAUAUUGCAUACAAUCGUUACAGAUAUAUGUAUUUUAUUUAUUUAUUGUCUGUAUAGAUUAAUACUAUUAUCAAAAGCAUAAAAAACAGGAUUUUAUAACAAAAUCA